Molecule: messenger RNA, 1137 nt
Organism: Symbiodinium pilosum
Lineage: Eukaryota; Dinophyceae; Suessiales; Symbiodiniaceae
Source: the annotation of a GenBank genome assembly
GGCAUCUGCGGUGCGCCGAAGCUGUCCGGAGAGUUUAUCGACCCCGAGAGCGACGAGAACCUCUUCAAGACACCUCAGGAGCCGGAGCUGUGGAAGGACCUCUGCCAGUUCUGCUCAGAGGAAGGUGAGGCAAUCACUCCACCUGGCUGCCCGGCGCCUCCAAAUGGCGAACUGCCUGGAGAACCGGGAUGCGAGUUUCUGAGGCCUUUCGGAAGCCUGCGAGACAAGGAGUGCGUGCCGCAGCCUAAUCCCGGCAACGACCCGGAGAUCGAAGAAAACAACAAUCGCAUCAAGGAGCUACAGGGCGAUGGUGAGAAUUGUGUGGCUUUCGUGCUUCUGAACAAUGGCCCCAAGUUCCCUGGCAGAAGCUGCAGAGACUGGUGCCAGGACCGGGGCGCCGAGUGCGUGGACGUACGCGAUGAUCUUGGCACUGGGAGGUUCCCGGACGAGAAGAACACUUGCGGGCUCAGCGCAGCUGAUGAUCCAAAGAAUUUCAACAGCGACGGUACCCCGAAGACUUGCGACAGCAUUGGCAGGGACACCCACUGCGUCUGCAAGAAGCCGGACAACACUGCGCCGGGCGAGCCUGUGGAGAGGACCUGCGCGGAUGCCCGGGACGACGCUGGCUUCAACUUCUCGUACCUGGACGCCGCGGACACCUGCCGAGAGGAAGCCAUGUGGUUCAAUCGUGUGACCUACCCGCAGAACGGCGAGCAGCCCACCCUCGAGCAGCGACUGCUUGUCUACUGCGUCCAGGAUGUAUGCGCCUCAGACCCCGAGGACCGGCCGGAGGUUGCCCGCAGCUACGGUGACCGGGACCCGGACCUCGACAACAAGCCGAGCCAGUGCAACGGCCCCCUGCUCUGCAAUGUGAUUUGCUCCGGGCACCUCAUCCAAGACUGGGGCGAAUGCGUGAACCGCUGUGAGGAACACCGAUCCAAGCUGCUCCACGCAGUGACACAUUACUGCAGGGCAGGCAUUUGCCCCUCGCUCCUGGAGGAGACGGUCCUGGUCCAGCAGAUCUCGCAGGUCCUGGUCCAGCAGAUCGCGGAGAUCCACUAUCAUGUCCAGCCGAUCGCGAAGGUCCAGUUUCCCGGUUUCCAGCAGAUCACGCAGGUCGACCAUCUGGUGGAGUAG